Messenger RNA from Aspergillus melleus, 2226 nucleotides. Its product is annotated as Zn(II)2Cys6 transcription factor. Gene Ontology annotation, molecular function: zinc ion binding; DNA-binding transcription factor activity, RNA polymerase II-specific; DNA binding. The record is from RefSeq and is a predicted model, not a curated record. Lineage: Eukaryota; Fungi; Ascomycota; Eurotiomycetes; Eurotiales; Aspergillaceae. Bases 1 to 2226 code for a protein of 741 amino acids. Gene Ontology annotation, biological process: regulation of DNA-templated transcription; DNA-templated transcription. The transcript is spliced from 6 exons.
AUGGCCGACAAUGACAGAGAGGCGGUCAGCUCAAGUUUGCGAUCGUUCAAAAGGAUCAAGUGCGACGGACGUCGGCCUAAGUGUGGAAAAUGCGACAGAGCUGGGAGCGAGUGUUCUGUGUCCGUUCAGCUGAGAAGAAGGACUACUCCUCGGGGCUACGUAGAGCCAAUCCAUGAGGUCAUUCAAGAGCUUCACCGGGAGCUAGAGACAGCUCGAAACCAGCUGCAAGUAGCCUCUACCCGCGAGCGUGAGCUCGAUGCCACCAUCGCUUCCCAGGCUGAAGAAAUUGAACGGCUCAAAGACGUGAAUGGGCUGUCUCGCAGCAAUGGUGGGCUAGCUGAACAAGGAGAAGACCGCAACCCAGUUUCAUCCACCGGACCCGUGGUGGGACAUCUUGGACGACUAGUUUUAGGCGAUGACAAUGCCGAAUUCUUUGCGGGCUCGACCACCGGUGUUCAUUUCAUCCUGUCAGCACAACAGCAGUACCAAGCUGCAUUUACGUCCCGUGAGCACUUUCCAGAAUGCUUGUUUCGACUUCAUGUGCUUCAGCCCACCCAUAUACGCGGUACCUCAACCGGAAACGUGUUCGUGGAUCGAAGAGCUGGUGGUACAUUUGGUUCUGUGACCAGCUACCAGGCUCAAUGUGACUACAUUCGCAAUGUAGGGGUGCCUGCGAUUCAGGGCAUAUUUGAGAGGUAUCUACAGAAUUGGGGGUCUUUGUACCCUGUCCUGUUAUCAAAGCAAUUCUUCCAAACCCUGGAAAAUAUCAUGACAGAUUCGUCUCUCUUCUUGGUUGAUCGAGGGCGAGUCGUGCCAUUUCUACUCCAAGUAUAUGCUUUGAUGGCAAUUGAGUCUGGGAAGAGCAAUAAUUCAUCCUCGGGCCCCGCUCACCCAUUGGACUACAACGACAUUACGAGCAGCUUGUAUGGCCGCAUGCCAUGUCGCGGAGACCUUUCAAGUCUACAAGCUCUGAUUAUCUAUAUACUUUACCUACAAACAACUUCGCAACACUCGUUGGCGAUCAGAGUCUCUGGCACAGCGGUCAGAUUGGCCCAAUCACUGGGAUUACAUCGCCACUCGAGGCGAUUUAAACACCCCCCUGGUGAAGCUGAGCUGCGGAAGCGCCUAUGGUGGGCCGUGUUUGCUCUUGACGUACAUUCGAGUACCAUUUAUGGACUUCCCAGGACUGUCCAGCUAGCAGACACUGAUACUGAUCUUCCAAUCAACACGGAUUACGACGACCUAUACUGUGACCAGCUUUCUUAUCCCUUACCAGGCGAAACCACCAAUGUUGAGCCCUUUCUUCAUCACGUCCUUUUGACACAAAUUCUCUCCCGGUGCCUCGAGCAGAUGUACACAACUACAAACCGUCGUGGUGGAGUAGCAAAGAUCCAUAGACUUCAACGGGAAAUUGAGGUGUGGAAGCAAAAUGUCCAGUCGGCCUUACCUGGGCUGGCGCUCAUUCAGCAGGAAGUCCACGCCAAACGCGAUAAUAUCCACAACAGCAGCACCGCAAUUCUUUCAUCGCAACAACUUGAUUUCAGCUCACUUUGGCUUUACAUAUUGGGGGAACUCACCGUCAUGCUAAUACACCGUCCCGCAUUGACAUUUGGACCCCAGGAGCCGCAGUUUGUUGACAGCCUGCAAUCAUGCGUGGAAUCGGCAACGAACUUAGUAUUGGCGUUCGAAUAUGCACAGUCGGAAUACCUGAUUACACGCUUGUGGCCGCUGGGAUAUCAUUUCAUCUUCCAAAGUGGGCUGAUGCUCUUGUACGAUCGGUGGUUCGAGGACCUGGCCCGACCGCCUCGAGCUGCAACAAAUAUGUCUAAUUUGGCACCUCUCAUCUGCACCACUGUUAACGUUUUAACAAAACAUGCAGCAUCACUAGACGAAGCAAUGGUUUCGGGGGCCACGAACGUAUUAUCUGCAACGGAAUCUACGCGAACACUCCGCCAAACAGCCUCGUACCUCCACCGUCUGUUCAUCCAAACGAUGGACAGGGAGUCCCCGUCUAUCGGUCAUAACCAGAAUCCAGCAAUCCCGACAGAAGCACCACCUGCCGCGCUUAGCUCGGCUCUUUCAGACCUUGGUGCACUUCAAAGCUUGGAAGCCUCGGCCCUUCCCGAAUACGCCGCGUCGAUGUGGCCACCGCUGUCUAUCGACGAGAUAAACCAAAUGGAAGUCUUUGAAUUUACCGACUCUUUCUUAAUACCAUGGGAUAGCUAG